AUCGCAAUCAACUCUUUUCGUCGCACUCCUUUUUAUGUGCAAUUACAUCAAGUGAGUAACAAUGAAUAUCGUUGCGAUCCAUUUUUUGUUGAUGAAGAGUUUUGUUGAUUUAAUCACAGCAGAACAAUCCCAGCCACGAUUAUACUCCAAAGGAAAAUACGCUACUUUCAAGAUUGUAUCAAAAUAUGGCAACUCAUUGGCAUCAAGGGAUAUUGCAUCAAAUCAUACUGUGCAUUCUAAGAUGGAGUGUUCUUGGAAAUGCCUGGAAGAGAAAAUGUGCCUUGGUUUCAACUACAGAUCUAAAUCCACAAAUGACGCAGUGAAUUGUCAAAUUAGCAACAGAACUAAAAGCAGGGAUACGUCUCAGAAUGGAGACUGGUGGUUUUAUCAAGAUUUGGAAACCUUGGUAAAAAGUUCAAACGAUAAAUCGCCUCUAUCUCAAGUUCAAUGCACAGAUCCUGAACCAUUGGGAAUGCAAAGUGGUAAAAUCCCGGAUUCAGCAAUUACAGCAUCAUCUUCUUAUAAUGAAAAUUACAAACCUUACUAUGGAAGAUUAAAAAGGCCAGGUCCUUCCUGUUCGUGGGCACCAACUACAGGCGGAAGAGUUGGCUCGUGGUUUCAAGUUGAUCUCGGCAAAAUGACAACCGUUACUGGAUUAGCUACCCAGGGGCAGUCAUGUGGCUACAGCGAAUGGGCGACCACUUACUCAGUAUCGUACAGCACUAAUGGUAAUAAAUGGACCUUAUAUGAAGAGUCGGGAGUACCAAAGAUUUUUCAGGGAAACAAAGAUAAACAUUCAAUUGUUAACAACACAUUUAAAAUAGAUAUCAGAUCUCGAUUUAUUCGUGUGUUGCCAAAGUCUUGGAGCAAAUAUCCUGCAACCAGGCUCGAAUUGUACGGUUGUUAUAUCUAACUAUUUAAAGCUUAUUAUUGUUGUGUGUUUCUCCCAAUAUUCUAUUUCCGCUUUAUUGGAUUUAUGACGACACGAAUGUAAUGCAUGAAGAAACUUCUCGCUUGAUAAAAAUCAAUGUCGCUUAUUGUGAUUAUUGUGAUUCUUCAACAUCUGUAACA
Dendronephthya gigantea is the source of this 1071-nucleotide messenger RNA. RefSeq names its product lactadherin-like. The coding region runs from base 62 to 913 and encodes 283 amino acids. NCBI's taxonomy places the organism in Eukaryota, Metazoa, Cnidaria, Anthozoa, Malacalcyonacea, Nephtheidae. The record is from RefSeq and is a predicted model, not a curated record. The transcript has 5 exons.